GACUCUUCCCUUGGCUGACAUACCCUCGAACACCUCCCAGGCUUCCCAUCCCGCCGUCGCCCAAAUGCCGCCGGCGAACCUCACCCCUACCAAAUGGCCCAAGACCCUCACGGCCGAGCACCUCCACCGUCUCGUCCGCGCCGAGCGCGACCCGCGCCGCGCGCUCGCCCUUUUCGACGCGGCCACCGUGGCCGCGUCCGUCUCCACUUCCGCGCCGCCGGCCCCAAUCCUCCCGUCGCCGGACACCGUCUCCCUCCUCACCUCCCGCCUCGCCUCCGCCGGCCUCCUCCCCCUCGCCACCUCCCUCCUCUCCCGCUCGCGCGCGCUCUUCCCUUCUGCCGCCGACCUCGAGCCCCCCUUCCUCACCCUCCUCCGCGCUUUCGCACGCACCCACCGCCCCCUCGCCGCCCUCCAGCUCUUCCGCUCCGCCCCCUCCGCCCUCUCUCUCCCCCACUCCGCCCGCUCCUACACCGCCGUCCUCGCCACCCUCGUCGCCCACUCCCAGCUCCCCCUCGCCCAAUCCCUCCUCGCCGACAUGCGCGCCGCCGGUUUCGCCCCCACCACCGCCACCUACAACGUCCUCCUCAAGGCCCACUGCUCCGACGCCGCCGCUCCCAUCGACGACGCCGUCCGCCUUUUCCGCAACAUCCGCAAACCCGACGCCUGCUCUUACAACACCCUCAUUGAUGGGCUCUGCCGCCGCAGCCGCCGGGCCGAGGCCCUCCAGCUGUUCUCCGAGAUGGCAGCAAAUGACAUUGCGCCUACGGUGGUUACUUACACGACUGUUAUCAGUUGGCUCGCCCGGGAGGCUUGCUUGGACGAUGCACUGGAGAUGUUUGACGAAAUGGCGAAGAGAGGUAUUGCACCGAAUGUUAUCACCUAUAGCUCUCUGAUUGACGGGUUGUGCAAGGGUGGGCGCGCAGCAUCGGCACUGGAGUUGCUGGAUAGGAUGGUCAAGGAGAAGAAGCUGCCAAAUACAAUCACAUAUAGCUCUGUGAUUAAUGGUCUCUGCAAGGAAGGCCGGCUGAGGGACGCUAUGGAAAUUUUGGACCGGAUGCGUCUCCAGGGGAGGAAGCCUGAUGCUGGAUUGUUCGGGAAGCUAAUUGUUGGGCUGUGUGAUGCAGGAAGGGCUGCCGAGGCUGCAAAUUACCUAGAUGAGAUGGUUCUUGCUGGCGUUCAACCCAACCGCGUGACUUGGAGCUUGCACGUCAAGAUAAAUGAUGCAGUGGUGGCAGCAUUAUGUGCUAGGGGUGAAGUUGAGAGGGCUUUCCGGGUUUACCAGAGCAUGAGGACGCGUGGCAUUUCUACUGAGCCAGGCACUUUUCAUCUCCUGGUCGAGUUCUUCUCCAAAAAGAACAAUUUGGAGAAAGCAGCUCAUGUUGUGCUAGACAUGCUGUCAGAGAGGUGCAUCCCUGAGAGAGAAACAUGGGAUGUUAUUAUCAGUGGGUAUUGGAGUAAGAAGAAGGUGAGACAAGAAGCUGAGAAAAUGUGGAAGCAGUUAGCAGUCACCUGAUUUGGAAUAAAUGUGGUGCUACACUGUGCUAGUACAUGAUGUGCCUGAGCUCUCAGCAAGCUAAAUUGUCCCUUGAGGUAGUAACAUAUUUCUCUUUCCAUCAUGAUGUUUACACAAGCGAGAUAGUAUCAUCACAUCGGUGUUUCCAUUUCUGGGAUUAUGUGAUGUACUGAAGUUCAUUAUUUGUAUACAUUUUGAAGCUACAAGCAAGCCGGCAGUGUUCAGGAACUAGGGCGAACUAAUACUUUGAAGACCCAAACUAUUGUGUAGAUACCGGAAAGCCAAUGCCAUGGCGGGUGGUUGGGAAGCUGACAAAUAGCAUGCUUCCAAUAACUCCAAUAGCAACUGGUAAUGUUGUGAGUACUUGCUUUGUAUCCUCUGAUGGUAUUGGAUAGAAGCAAGAAACCACAUUUUGAUCAAACAGAGCUAUUGCAACAAAAAUCAUCGCGGAGACAGUUGCAUGGACAAAGUCUAGAAAUUUUAUCUUGUAUUCAACUGCAGCCUGUGGAUCAAGAGUAGCGCCACCAUCAAUGACCCAUAACCCCUUGAACGUGGCAAACCCGUAUCUUACCUUUCCUUUCUCAUCCCUGAAGCUAUCUGUGAAGCUAAGAACAAAGCAUGACAGUGUACAUAGUAUCACAAGCCCUCCUGCCAUCAUCCGAUUCAUGUCACCGCAGUGGCCUUGUUUUGCCAGGGUUGGAGCAAGGAGCUGGAAGGCAAGGACAGUGCCUGAUGGGAGGAGUUUGGCGAGGUGCCCGGUGCUCUUGUAUGUUUGUCCUAUUGCUUUCUGCAUGGGGCUCAAGUUGUUGUUGCCAUCAGUUCUGUUUGACAACAGAGGAUGCCUCUGAUUUUGCUGCAAUUCCAUGUCUGGCUGUGGAGCAGCCAUUGUUGUUGUUUCCCUCUGAUUUAACUGGUCUUGGAGGAUCUUGAACCUAGGGAAGAGAAGAUGGGGAUUGUAGCCUUCAAUGGAUGAAUGGAAGAGAUUUCAAGGGAAUGAAGCUGGUGGCCGGUUUCUUUUGCUGCCCUGUUUGGUUUGGUGUAGCUGUGAGUUUUUGGCUGCUUUUCCUGGCGAUAGAUCGAGAGAACAUGGAGGAUUUGAGGCGCUGCAGUUUCUCUCUUGCAUUGCAGCUAUUAUAACCGCACGAUUUGGGUAACAGAAGGAACUGUAGUUAUUCUGGGUAUUACUUUUUUAAGUUAUGUUUUGUGGUGGUUACGCAAGUGCCUGCUGUCAUUGCUAAUUUAUCUCGGAGGCUUCCAUUUCCCUACCCUGGAAUUGGACACAGUCAACUGUCAAGUACCAUGACAUGAAGGGCAGGAGAUCUUCUCUCCAAUUAGCCUUGCUGCUCUGUUGUGCCAUGUGUGGUGAUGCAACUGCAGCAAUCGCUACCCACCGUGAUCCGUCAGACCAAACACUCUAGUCCAGCUGAUUUGUACUAUUUGUGUCGUGGGAAAUGGACAGUAGUACUAUGUUAUUAUCAUUACGAUGCAUUUGUGUGUUAGAAUUACAUCCAUGGAAAUCUGUAAGUUUUGUUUUGUUAAUAACUGAGAUUAAGGCCUCCAUCAGUUCCAUUAACUGACGGGCUGCAUCGCCUAAACAUAGCGGUGCCACAAAAAUGUAAGCAUGUGUUUAGUUCAUUGCUACAGUUGUUGUUUGCUACACUUUCUUAGCUAUA
Lolium perenne is the source of this 3186-nucleotide messenger RNA. RefSeq names its product pentatricopeptide repeat-containing protein At5g46100. The record is from RefSeq and is a predicted model, not a curated record. NCBI's taxonomy places the organism in Eukaryota, Viridiplantae, Streptophyta, Magnoliopsida, Poales, Poaceae. Gene Ontology annotation, molecular function: protein binding.